Erigeron canadensis is the source of this 1377-nucleotide messenger RNA. RefSeq names its product ent-kaurenoic acid oxidase 1-like. Gene Ontology annotation, molecular function: iron ion binding; ent-kaurenoic acid monooxygenase activity; heme binding. Gene Ontology annotation, biological process: multicellular organism development; sterol metabolic process; brassinosteroid homeostasis. The record is from RefSeq and is a predicted model, not a curated record. NCBI's taxonomy places the organism in Eukaryota, Viridiplantae, Streptophyta, Magnoliopsida, Asterales, Asteraceae. The transcript is spliced from 6 exons. The coding region runs from base 1 to 1377 and encodes 458 amino acids. Gene Ontology annotation, cellular component: endoplasmic reticulum.
AUGGGAGUUGAUGGAAUAAGUUAUUAUGUGGGAAUAAUGUUGGGAAUAAUGUUGAUAAUGAAAUGGGGGUUGAAAAGUGUGAAUAUUUGGAUUUAUGAGAGAAAUUUGGGGAAGAAGAGGGAGUGUUUGCCACCAGGUGAUUUUGGUUGGCCUUUUGUCGGAAAUAUGUGGUCUUUCCUUCGAGCUUUCAAGUCCAACGAUCCGGAUUCUUUCAUUUUUUCUCUUGUUCAACGUUUCGGGCCGAAAGGAAUCUACAAAUCAUUUAUGUUUGGCAAUCCUAGCAUCAUCAUCACGACUCCUGAAGAGUGCCGGAGAGUACUAUGUGAUGAGGACGCGUUCAAGCCAGGAUGGCCCACUUCAACAAACGAACUCAUGGGAAGAAAAUCUUUCAGCAGACUUUCCAACAAAGAUCACAAAAGGCUUCGAAAGUUGACUGCAUCCCCAAUUAACGGUCAUGAAUCUUUGUCUAUAUACAUGAAGCACAUUGAAACUAAUGUUGUUUUGUCAUUGGAAAAAUGGUCAAAAAUGGGACGAAUUGAGUUACUUACUGUUCUUCGAAAGCUAACUUUUGAAGUCAUCAUGGACAUUUUCAUAAGCUCGGAGAGCGAACACCUAAUGGAUGGGUUGGAGAAAGAGUAUAAAACACUUAAUUAUGGUGUUAGAUCAAUGGCAAUCAAUAUACCCGGUUUUGUGUACUAUGAAGCACUUAAAGCACGAAAGAAACUGGUGGCAAUUUUACAACCGAUUGUUAGAGAACGUAGAAAUAAACGAGAGGCAACUCAAGGGAUGUCCACGAAGGACAUGCUUGACGCUCUCGUGGACACAGAAGAUGAGAAUGGAAAACGACUAGAUGAUGAAGAUAUCAUUGAUACAUUAAUCAUGUAUUUGAACGCGGGUCAUGAAUCUUCAGCACACCUCACUAUGUGGGCAACUAUCCUUCUUCAAGGACACCCUGAGUAUUUCCAAAUCGCCAAGGAAGAACAAGAAAGGAUAGUAAAAAAUAUGCCACCAGGACAGAAGGGUUUGACCCUAGAAGAGUUUAGGCAGAUGAAGUAUCUUUCACAGGUGAUUGAUGAAACACUGCGUUUAGUAACGUUUUCAACCACGACAUUUCGUGAAGCCACAAAAGACAUUGAUAUCAAAGGAUACAUCAUUCCUAAAGGAUGGAAAGUGUUGCUUUGGUAUAGGAGUAUACACCAUAAUCCUGAAAUUUAUCCCCAACCCAAAGAAUUUAAUCCUUCAAGAUGGGAUGAUCUUGUACCAAAAGCAGGAACUUUUCUUCCAUUUGGAGCAGGAACGAGACAUUGUCCAGGGAACGACCUUGCAAAGUUAGAGAUCGCCAUCUUCCUACACCAUUUUCUUCUUAGUUAUAAGUAA